Molecule: messenger RNA, 1846 nt
Organism: Athalia rosae (coleseed sawfly)
Lineage: Eukaryota; Metazoa; Arthropoda; Insecta; Hymenoptera; Athaliidae
Gene: UQCR-C1
Product: mitochondrial-processing peptidase subunit beta
Exons: 7
Coding region: 93-1523 (476 amino acids)
Cellular component (GO): mitochondrion
Molecular function (GO): metal ion binding; metalloendopeptidase activity
Source: RefSeq, a predicted model, not a curated record
UCUUUGAACUAGAGCGCUGUUUGAAUCAUGGUCUAGGAGUGGUGAGUCCCCUCAGCCAACUUCUGCCGUUCGAGAUCCAUCACCAUCUGAAAAUGGCGACUCGAUUGCUGAGGGUCAGCUCCGCGCUGAGAACGUAUUCGAAUAAAACGAGCUAUGUCAAGACUUCGAGGCAAUGGAGGUCGACUGCUGCCGCCCUUCAGCAGACAUUGAUUAAUCAGCCCGCCACCAAAAUCACUACCUUUGACAAUGGCAUGCGAGUUGCUAGCGAAGACAGCGGAGCAGCUACUGCAACUGUCGGUUUAUGGAUAGAUGCUGGAAGUCGAUGGGAGAAUGACCGGAACAAUGGAGUUGCUCAUUUCAUGGAACAUAUGACAUUCAAGGGAACUGCCAAACGCUCCCAGACAGAUUUGGAACUCGAGAUUGAGAACAUGGGGGCCCACCUGAAUGCCUAUACCAGCAGAGAGCAAACUGUAUUCUAUGCAAAAUGCUUAUCUCAAGAUGUUCCUAAGGCGAUUGAAAUACUGAGUGACAUUAUCCAAAAUUCAAAGCUCGGUGAGAGUGAAAUUGAAAGAGAACGUGGCGUCAUUCUGCGUGAGAUGCAAGAGGUAGAAACAAACCUUCAAGAAGUUGUUUUUGAUCAUUUGCACUCGGUCGCUUACCAAGGAACUCCACUGGGUAGAACCAUCCUCGGGCCUACCGAAAACAUCAAGACCAUCACAAGGGCCGAUCUUGUGUCCUAUGUUAGGGACCACUACCAAGCUGCACGAUGCGUCCUUGCGGGUGCUGGCGGAGUCGACCAUUCACAGUUAGUUCAACUGGCGGAGAAACAUUUCAAGAACUUGUCCACCACAUACGAAGGAGACAUUCCCCUGAUCGAACAUUGCCGAUACACCGGCUCUGACGUCCGGGUGCGGGACGAUUCCAUUCCUCUUGCACAUGUAGCAAUCGCAAUCGAAGGUGCUGGUUGGUCCGACGCGGACAACAUUCCGCUUAUGGUUGCUAACACUUUGAUCGGGGCUUGGGAUCGUGGCCAGGGUGGCGGCGCCAACAAUGCCACCAGGUUAGCCAAGGCGUGUGCUGAAGACGGGCUUUGCCACAGCUACCAAAGCUUCAACACCUGUUACAAGGACACUGGUCUCUGGGGAAUCUACUUUGUCUCUGAUCCGAUGAAGCUGGAAGCUAUGGUUUACAACAUUCAACAAGAAUGGAUGCGUCUCUGCACCAUGGUAACCGAACAUGAGGUAGAACGAGCGAGAAAUAUCUUGAAGACGAACAUGCUUCUUCAAUUAGACGGAACCACUGCGAUCUGCGAAGACGUCGGCAGGCAAAUGCUUUGCUACAACCGUCGUAUUCCUCUUCAUGAGCUUGAGAAGAGGAUAGACAGUGUCACCGCGAAGAAUAUCCAUGACAUCGGUAUGAAAUACAUCUACGAUCGUUGUCCAGCUGUCGCAGCCGUUGGCCCUGUUGAAGCUCUUCCCGACUACAACCUCAUUCGUGCUGGCAUGUACUGGCUCAGAGUUUAAGCCUUCCAGAUUACGAGUCGUCGUGAGAAGUCCAACUUUAGCAACACGCUGAUGUCUCAGUGAAUAUGUAGAACAUGGUAUUGAUUGUAUAGAGUACAGCAGUAGUAUUACGAGGCGUUUAAAAUCAUCAGAAAAUUACCAUCAUUCCGAGGGCACAAAGAUUUUCAGAUGGAAUAAUUGGAGGGCUGUAAAACUAGCAGUUAUAUACAAUUUUAUAUACUCACUCUGAUGAAAAUAAGCGGAGUAGUUUGCUAACUUGUGUACACGUAUAUUGCCCGUGUAUGAAAAUGUUGAAUAGAUAUUUAUAUGAUUGAAAAUGAAAA